UCGGUCACAUGGGCAGGUCCGACUAACUGAACAGUUAAUAAACUGACACUUACUGACACUGAGGAAGAACACUUGGACAACAAUACCAAGGUACAGCUGUGUUUAUCCACGUUUCCUUUGUAGAGGUAGUAGAUACUUCGUUUUUGUGAUUGAUCACUGCCUGGGCCACCAGUUUACAAGGCUAUUAAGCUGCAUUUAUUUUUUAUUGCGUAGAAUAAAGGUAAUCAAAAAUGUAGGACCUUUUUUCAGCCUCAGAUGAUUUAAUCAGCAACCAUACUUAUUCACAAUGGCUGCAAUAGCUUUCACGCAAACCCAUAUCUAUACUAAACAAGCCGGCCCAAAAGACAAGGAUAAAUACUGCAUCCAGUGCCUCGAGUGCUCCGACCGCAACAUUUACGUGGGGACCGGAGACUCAACGGUCCAGCAUCUCACCCUCGACCAGACCCAGGCCCCGGCCCAGACCCAGGCCCCGGCCCAGGCCCCGGCCCCGGCCCAGGGCCAGGCCCGGGAAUGCAGGACGAGGAAGCUCGGCCCCAGCAGCCCCAUCAAACAGCUGCGGAGCGUGCCGCUCCUCAACCAUCUCCUGGUUCUGUGGGAGCAGUGCGUCACGGCUCUCGACAUGUUCUCGUUGGAGCCCGUCCCCGGCCUGAAGGCCAUCCAGCACAGCUCCUGCAUGGAGGUGUGCGGCCGCCGCCCCUCCUCGACCCCACAGACCCCCUGCCGCCGCGAGGGAGACAGCGUGGAGCUGAUCACCGCCUCCAGCAGGAGGAAGUUGGUGCGGAUCCACGCGGUGUGGGUGGACCGCUGGGAGGUCCUGCGGGAGGUGCCGCUGCCCCAGGACCCCGUGUCCCUGGCGGUGGACGGAUCCUGUGUCUGCAUAGCCACCGUCGACCGGUACCACCUCGUUGACUACCACGCUGGGAGCAUGUUGGAGCUGUUCCCCCACGACCGCAGCAGGCGCCAGGGGGCCAUGGUGGUCCCCACGGGGGGAGGCGAGUUCCUGCUCGACGCCCCUGGAUCCUUAGGCAUGUUUGUGAUGAGCACGGGGACCUGCCAGCGCCCUCCCCUGCCGUGGCCCCGGGAGGUGCUGGCAGCUGACGUCUGCUUCCCCUACAUCCUGGCCCUGCAGCCCCGAGGACUGUCUGUCUACAGCCUGCUGGAUCACACGCUCAAACAGACGGUGGCUCUGGACGGGGCCCGGGGCCUGGUGCCGGGGCCAGAGGGCGUGCUGGUUUUCACGGACAGGCAGAUCUGGGCUCUGUCUCUGGUGCCGUUACAGGAGCAGGUCCAGGCUCUGGUGAUCUGCCAGAGACUGGACGAGGCCUUGUUCCUGCUGGACGGGGUUCAAAGCCAUCUCCCACAACACUCCUAUGAGGAGCUGCAUAAGGACAUCUCCUAUCUGGCGGGCGUGCAUCAGUUCAACCAGCGGGCCUUCGAUGCAGCCAAGGAGCUGUUCAUAGCCGGUGACCUGGACCCCAGAGAGAUAAUCAGCCUGUACCCUGACAUGAGGCCCUGCCUGGGGGACCGAGGUUUGGUCUCCCGGCGCGGGGAAACAACGGUGGGUCAGGAGGAGGUAGCAGAUCUGGCGCGCCUGCAGCGAGAAGACGCCGCCGCUUACCGGCUCUACCUGGACUUCCUGGCCGACUACCUGGCCGUUGCCAGGGCGACGGGACAGGGAGGCCCCAGGGAGGCGGUUGAUUGCGUGCUGCUGAGGGUCUACGCGGAGCAGGGCGCUGCCGGGGAGGGGGAGUCGCUGAGGCAGCUCGUGGCCUCGCCCAACGCCUGCAGGCUGGAUCGCUGCGUCUCGGUUCUGGAGCACCACAACAGAUAUUUUGUACUAGGUAUGCUCUACCAAAGCCAUGGCAAUCACGUUAAAGCAAUCAAGACGUGGGUGAAAAUCGCAGAUGGCCACUUUGAGGACCCCUCCUGCCCAGACGUGUAUGAGCACAUAGUGUCCACUCUCACCACGCAGGAUAUCGAUGUGGUGUGGAUGUUUGCGGAGUGGGCUCUUCAAAAGAAUCAAGAGGUGGGAGUUCAAAUCUUCACCAAACAUCAACAGGAGAAUAACGAUCAAAACUCAUUUGGGGCAGAAGAAAUCCUCAAGUUUUUGAAAAACUACCCACAGGCCUCUCUGUUUUAUCUUGAGUUCUUGAUAAACAAGGAGAAAUCAGAGACGGAGGGUUAUCACACUGAUCUGGCGCUGGCGUACGUCAACCAGACCCUGCAGGCCUACUCAGGGCAGGAUGAACCACCGGAGGCAGGGGAGACGCGGGGGAAACUACAGGAGCUUCUCUGGAGCUCCAUGUCCUACGAUGUCCCAGCCGUACAUCAGCGCAUCAUGGCCACCGGGCUGCACGUGGAGAGGGCCAUCGUGCUGGGCAGGUCGGGCGACCACACCCAGGCCCUCCGAGUGCUCGUUCACGAGGGCCGCGAGCCCCACGCCGCUCAGGCCUACUGCCACAGGGUAGCCCAGGAGCGGAGCCAUGCAAGUGGGCCGGGAGAUGCAGCGGGCCUCAGGCGGACCCUGCUCCUCACCCUGCUCUCCAUGUACCUGUGCUCGGACGCCCUCGCCGGCGAGGCCUUGGAGCUCCUGGGGGACAACGCUCUGCACUUCCCCCCGGGCAGGGUGCUCGAGCUGCUGCCCGGGGCCUGGUCCGUGGGGCUGGUGUGCCCCUACCUGGUGGGGUCGCUCCGGGAGACCCUGCACCGGAGGAGGAUGGGCGGGCUGCAGAGAGCCCUGGCCCAGGCUGAGUACCUGAGACACAAGGUCCUGUGGACACAGGCCUCUAAAACCAUGGUGAGGGUGCACAAGGGCCAGAAGUGUCAGGCCUGUCAGAAGGAACUGACCGAGGCCUUCAUCCGUACCGUCGGGGGACAACUCCUGCACACGAGCUGUAACACCCAGAACCACUAAGACACAGAGGGGGUGUGUGUGGUUGUGUGUGUGUGUGUGUGUUUGCGUGUGCGUGUGUUGCGUUAAUGAUCAUGUGCAGAUGAGGUCUGCAUGUGUUUCUGUAGAUGUGUGUAUGUGGGAGUGGGUGAAUGACGAUAUACGUAUUGUGUGUGUGUGUGUGUGUGUGUGUGUGUGU
Molecule: messenger RNA, 3089 nt
Organism: Gadus chalcogrammus (walleye pollock)
Lineage: Eukaryota; Metazoa; Chordata; Actinopteri; Gadiformes; Gadidae
Product: transforming growth factor-beta receptor-associated protein 1
Exons: 11
Coding region: 287-2914 (875 amino acids)
Biological process (GO): vesicle-mediated transport; intracellular protein transport; endosomal vesicle fusion
Cellular component (GO): membrane; cytoplasm
Source: RefSeq, a predicted model, not a curated record